This is a messenger RNA of Cuscuta europaea, 423 nucleotides long. The record is from the annotation of a GenBank genome assembly. NCBI's taxonomy places the organism in Eukaryota, Viridiplantae, Streptophyta, Magnoliopsida, Solanales, Convolvulaceae.
GACCUAACUUUGAAGACGCUGAUUGGAGUGGGUGAACGUCGUGGUGGGGUCUAUUUUCUUUGUGGUGUUGACUUCGUGAAGGCUUUUCAUGUGGAUGGUGGUACUACAAAUGAACUAUGGCAUAAGAGAAUGGGUCAUCCUUCCCCUCGUGUCAUCCGUUUACUUUCUGUCACACAAAAUAAAGUUAGCAAUAGUGGAAAUUUUAAUAAGAGUUGUGAUAUUUGUGCUCGAGCCAAACAAACACGUGAAAUAUUUACUCCCAGUAUUAAUCGUGCUUUGCAUAUGUUUGAACUUAUUCAUUGUGAUGUGUGGGGUCCUUACCGGGAACCUAGUACGUGUGGUGCAUAUUAUUUUCUGACAAUUGUGGACGAUUAUUCCCGUGCUGUUUGGGUUCAUUUGAUGGCAGGCAAAAUGGAGGUACCC